This is a messenger RNA of Owenia fusiformis, 2144 nucleotides long. NCBI's taxonomy places the organism in Eukaryota, Metazoa, Annelida, Polychaeta, Sabellida, Oweniidae. The record is from the annotation of a GenBank genome assembly.
CAAAUAUGUAACUUAGACACAAUGAUACUAACUACUAAACAAGAAAACUUUCUGGAUGUACUUAUAAAAUAUUAUAUAGCAAACUGUAAAGAAAGGAAAAGAGGAAAAGAAAGGCAUAAAUACAUACAUACUUUAUAGUGUAAUACAGUGGAUUAUUUGUAUUCAUAUAUUGUGGUCUUUGUGACCUUACUCAAUGAGUUCCUGGGAUACAAACAUGAGAACAUUAAAUAUCCAUGAUUAGGAUGAAAAGGAUGAUCUUGAACUUGGAAAAUUUUAUUUAAAAAUGCCAAGUGUUCUUUCGAAGCCAAGUACAAAGGAACAUAGUGCUAACAUAAGUGCCUGUAGAUGCGAAGAAUGUCUCGAAGUCAGAUUGACAUUUUACUUAACUGAACUCCACAAACUGAUAUCUCUUGACUAUGACUCUAUAGAUAUUCAACAACAUCAAGAACACAUAGAGAACAUGGUGGACAGCAUAAGAGCAAAGGUCGGUGAACUAUUUCCUGUAUUUAGAACACAUAAUAAACUUCCAAAUGGAAGUUUUUACCAAAAAACUAAACUUCUCGAGCCAGCCGAGUUUGACUUUUUAGCUCCUUUGAAAAUCUCAAAAGAGGACUUUACUAUUAUACAUGAACCUAGUAGACUUAACCCUAAAGGUAAUAAGACAGUGAUCAGUGAAUCUUUGAUGAAAUUAUUAGAAGACUGUCAAAAUGAAAUGGAUGAUAGUGAAGAAGAUACCAUUUCACAUAUUGAUGCUAUGAAACACUCCAAUGAAUAUUAUAAGCCUCCUGAUAGUGAAGACGAUGCCAUUGCACAUGUUGAUGCUGUGGAAGACUCCAACGAAUACUAUGAGCUUUCUGAUAGUGAAGGUGAUGCCAAUGCACAUGUUGAUGCUGUGGAAGACUCCAACGAAUACUAUGAGCUUUCUGAUAGUGAGGAUGAUGCCAUUGCACACAUUGAUGCUAUGGAAUCCUCAAAUGAACACUAUAAGCCUCCUGACAGUGAAGAUGUUGCCAUUGCACACAUUGAUGCUAUGGAAUCCUCAAAUGAACACUAUAAGCCUCCUGAUAGUGAACAUGAUGCAAUUGCACACAUUAAUGCUAUGGAAUCCUCAAAUGAACACUUUAAGCCUCCUGAUAGUGAAGAUGAUGCCAUUGCACACAUUGAUGCUAUGGAAUCCUCAAAUGAACACUAUAAGCCUCCUGACAGUGAAGAUGUUGCCAUUGCACACAUUGAUGCUAUGGAAUCCUCAAAUGAACACUAUAAGCCUCCUGAUAGUAAAGAUGAUGCCAUUGCACACAAUGAUGCCGAAGAACCCUCCAGCGAAUACUACAAACCUCCUGAGUUUGACUUUAAUAAAUAUAGUUUUGUAAAUGUUACCCCCAAUGAAAUUUAUCCUUGGUACAUACUAGAAAUAAUUCACCUUGCUGUCAAGAAGACACUGAAGCAGCUAGACAAGGAGGGUGGGCUUAUUUACAAAGGUGAAUGCUACUUUAUAGGUAGUGAGCUUAGAAAAGUAAAUAAAGAAAAUCAUAAAGAACAGAUAACAUUGAUGUACAAUGAAGUCAUACUAGAUGAAAGCAAAAGGGGACCAUGUGUAACCUUCGCGGUUGGGGGCAUUCUAUGUACUACACAUGUUGACAUAACAUUCUGUCUUGAAGACUAUACCCAAGAAAGUAAAGGAAAUGAGCAAUACUUUAUCCUACCUUCAGAAAAAACUGAGGCAUGGAUAACCACGAAAUACACAACUGGAUCAGGGUUCAAAGAACUUGACAAACACCAUCGCAAGAUUUUAGUCAUACUGAAGUAUUGUUUGCAAGCAUGUAGGAAAUAUGGCAGAUAUCUAACUUACAACUCCCAUACAAUGAAGACCAUCAUUGGCCAACAUGAGCGAAUAUGUGAUGGGAAAACAUCUCUAGGCAGUUGCUUCCAAAAGGUGGCUAGACACAUAUUCAGACUCUCGAGCACGAAUGCAGAUGCUAUUAAUGAGUACAGUUACCAUGGUGCCAGAAGGUAAUAAAUACCAGUUUCACCACCAGGUGGCUAAUUCGGGUCAGAUAACAUCACAGCUCAUGGCCUAAUAAUAAAGGAAAACAUUCCACUAAACUUGAAUUUUCAUUAGAUUUAGUGGAUCAAUUUUAAUAUAA